AUGAUGAUGAAGCCUUCUGCCCCCUUUAAUUCAUUAUCCAAUAACUCUCCAAAGCGACUAAUGAGACCACCAAGCACACCUAAUCUAAGGACUUCUUUUGGAACGAGACCUCAUUCCACCUCAUCGUCAUCGUCAAGUCAAUGCUCCUCACCAGUUCGUAGCAUCUCCACACGGGCAGCUUCUCCAACUCAUGGAUCUAGAAGUCUAUACCAAGGAACAAUAUCAGUUGGGGUUAGAAUAAAGCCUAGCAAAAAUAAACAAGACACAUGGCAUGUAAGCAACAACUCCAUAAUCCACGAAGAGUUUGGCGAGUUUGGUUUUGACCAUGUAUUUGGUCCUAGUAUGAGUAACAAUGAAGUCUACAAAACAAUUGCUCUGCCAAUGGUGGAUAAACUGUUCGAGGGUUUUAACUGCACUAUUUUCGCUUAUGGUAUGACAGGGUCUGGUAAAACAUACACAAUGAGUGGAUCUGAUUCAGGACCAGGUAUUAUUCCAAUGUGUGUGAACACAGUAUUCGAUCGUAUAAAUGAGGGUUUACCUAACAAAAAAUUCAAUGUUAAGGUUUCUUAUUUGGAAAUAUAUAAUGAAAGAAUCUUUGACCUCUUAAAUCUACCUCAAGGCAAACCAUUUGGAAUUGCUUCUAAUAAUAUGACAAAUUCAGCUAAUGCCCUAGUUAAUGAUCUAAAAUUAAGAGAUGAUCCAAGAUAUGGUGUCAAAGUUGUUGGAUUAACUGAACGAAAUGUGAGUAGUAAAGAAGAAUUGAUGAGAUGCAUCUCUAUUGGUGACCACAAUCGUAAAACUGGUGAAACAGAUUUUAACACCAGAUCUUCAAGAUCACAUGCAGUGGUGCUUAUUAGAGUAUUUUGCACUGAUGAAUUGACUGGAGAGGAGGUAAUUAGUACAUUAUCUCUCUGUGAUCUAGCGGGCUCAGAAAGAGCUACUGGAAAACAGGAGAGGCGAAAAGAAGGUGCAUAUAUCAAUAAAUCAUUAUUAGCGCUCGGUACUGUGAUAUCUAAGCUAAGUAUGGAGAGUACAGGGAACGGAGCGGCCUUAGGUCAUAUACCAUAUAGAGACUCAAAGUUGACAAGAAUAUUGCAGCCUGCUCUAAGUGGAGAUUCAUUGGUUGCCACAAUUUGUACUAUUGAUACAAGACCAGAAACAAAUAUGGAAUCCAUGAACACAAUAAGAUUUGCUAGUCGUGCCAAGAAUAUAACUUUGAACGUGAAACGGAAUGACUCUGAUACUAAUUUGGGGAAAACCCAACUGAUACAAUCAUUACGAAAGCAAAUUCGUGAACAGCAGGAUUUGAUAAAUUCCUUGACAAAGCAAGGAAACACACGAAAUGACUUUAUCGGGACCACUUCAGCACAGCAGACAGAUGAUCUGCUAAGGAAGGAGAAUGAGUUUCUCAAAUUGAAGCUACAGCAUUACGAAAAUUUAGAGUUGUUAGAACCUACGGAAUUAAGAGAUUCUCAGUUAAUAGAGAUUAUCGAGUCACUUCCAUCGGACAUUGGAGUUAUGCUGGAAACAAAACUCAUGAAUAUGAACUCUCAAUUUCUAGAGAUGAAGAGAUACGUAGCUCAGGUUGAAAGUUUGGAAAGAAGAUUUACAUCGAGUUCUAAUGCUACCACAGAGCUUCUUUCCACGGCAUAUGGCGUGGAUCUGACACAAGUACUGCACGAACAGGAACAAGAGUUGAUGCAGUUGAAUCAGUCUUUAGCCCGGAAGGAUAAAAUGAUUGAGGCGUUAACCAGCUCAAAAAUGUUAAGGCAUAACCUAGCAGAAUUCAGCAGCAACCAUGUAGGCAAUAGCGAAGCGGAUAAACAUACUGACAUCGAAAAGCGCGCAUUGAAACCGAUCUCUUCAGAUGCGAGUGAGUUAAACAACAGAGGGUCUCUUGAACGACCCCUUACAAUUGGAAGUGGCGCAAGUAUAAGUCACAGUAGUACUACAUGUGACAGUACAAGCAGCGGUAAUACAUUAGAUGACGGAACGUACACGAAACUGUCCACCAAGUAUCUGACAGCCUCUGAUAUCCUUCCAAAUUCUAGCGAAUCCGUUUGUUAG
This is a messenger RNA of Kluyveromyces marxianus DMKU3-1042, 2067 nucleotides long. RefSeq names its product Kip2p (gene KIP2). Lineage: Eukaryota; Fungi; Ascomycota; Saccharomycetes; Saccharomycetales; Saccharomycetaceae. The record is from RefSeq and is a predicted model, not a curated record. The transcript has a single exon. Gene Ontology annotation, molecular function: ATP binding; microtubule binding; microtubule motor activity. The coding region runs from base 1 to 2067 and encodes 688 amino acids. Gene Ontology annotation, biological process: microtubule-based movement.